Molecule: messenger RNA, 3494 nt
Organism: Doryrhamphus excisus (bluestripe pipefish)
Lineage: Eukaryota; Metazoa; Chordata; Actinopteri; Syngnathiformes; Syngnathidae
Gene: htr7c
Product: 5-hydroxytryptamine (serotonin) receptor 7c
Biological process (GO): chemical synaptic transmission; vasoconstriction; positive regulation of MAPK cascade
Cellular component (GO): plasma membrane
Molecular function (GO): G protein-coupled serotonin receptor activity
Source: RefSeq, a predicted model, not a curated record
UUCUUGCGUUUGGAGCUUAAGUGGCCCUGUUUAGAAAAGUCUCGCCUUCCAGCAGCUGGACCAUCUUUAAACCAAGAAGCGAUCAUCAAAGUGAAAGCAGCGAACCGGACUGGAAAGCAGGGCACACACAUCCAAAUAUGCGCGUUGGAGUGCGCUGGCGAGGCGUCCCUUUUCUUCAUUCCAGGGUAGCGUUGUCGUGAUGUUCAACACGUCCGGCAUUGCGCUCCCUUUGAACAAGAAGGAGGAUAUUUCCGAAGUUAUCAAUGGCACUUUGCAGCUUCUUUACAACGCUCCUGUCACCAUCGCUCCUACAACCAUGUGGAACGAGUCGUGCGGGGAGCAGCUACAGGAUUUUGGACGCCCGGAGAAGAUCAUAAUCGGGGUGAUGCUGGCCAUCAUCACGGCAGUCACCGUCAUGGGAAAUACGCUGGUCGUGAUCGCUGUGUGCGUGGUGAAGAAAUUAAGGCAGCCUUCAAACUACCUUUUGGUGUCUUUAGCUGUGGCUGACCUGUCUGUGGCCAUAGCGGUGAUGCCGUUUGUGAUCGUGACGGACCUCACCGGCGGCAAGUGGCUUUUUGGAGAAGUCUUUUGCAACAUAUUCAUCGGCAUGGAUGUAAUGUGCUGCACUGCCUCCAUAAUGACCCUGUGUGUCAUCAGCGUGGACAGGUAUCUCGGGAUCACACGGCCUCUUACCUACCCGGCCCGACAGAAUGGUCAGCUGAUGGCAAAGAUGAUCUUGGGCGUGUGGCUGGUGUCUGCCUCCAUCACUUUGCCCCCAUUCUGCGGCUGGGCCAAAAAUGUCCACACAGCCGGCGUGUGCCUCAUCAGCCAAGACUUUGGCUACACCAUCUAUUCCACAGCCGUAGCCUUCUACAUCCCUAUGCUGGUCAUGCUGGUCAUGUACUACAAAAUCUUCCGGGCGGCCCGCAAGAGUGGGGCCAAGCACCGCUUCACUGACCUUUCCCGCCGUGAGCGCCUCGAAACAGUGGCUAAUGAGGCGCUACGAAUGCAGGGCCUAAAGCCUCCUGGUGUGGCGGAGGAGUGCGCCGCAUUGUCCCGACUGCUGAACCGUGAACGCAGAAACAUCUCCAUUUUCAAACGAGAGCAGAAAGCAGCCACGACAUUGGGGGUUAUCGUGGGGGUCUUUGCUGUGUGCUGGCUGCCGUUUUUCAUCCUGUCCACCGCCAGGCCCUUUAUCUGUGGGGUCGAGUGCAGCUGCGUGCCCAUCUGGCUGGAGCGCACGCUGCUGUGGUUAGGUUACGCCAACUCCCUAAUGAACCCCUUCAUCUAUGCCUUCUUCAACCGAGACCUGCGCUCCACUUAUCGCGACCUUCUUCGUUGUCGAUAUCGCAACAUCAACCGCCGUCUGUCAGCGGUGGGUGUGCACGAAGCCCUCAGGGUUUAAGGAAGGUUUUGCCAGCAUAUACUGACUCACAGAGUGCAACAUGGUGGCCUCGCACUUGUUCUCGUGUACCUCGUGGAUUGUGGUGUGAACGCAGCGGGCAUGUAGAUAAGAAACAUUCUGACAGAAUGGGGGUCACUGUUGGAAGCUCUCUGAUCACUUUAGUGUGUGUGUGUGUGUGUGUGUGAGAGAGAGAGGGACUCAGUUGUUAGCUAUUUUUAGAAACAAAAUGGUAGAGAACUGAAAUAUCCAAGUUGACACUGCUUUUGUGCAUUUGUUGUUGGGUUAUCACACCAUAUAUCAUGGACACAUCCAGAUAAAGACAAUGGAAGCCAGACAAUUUGUGUAUACUACAAAAAAAGAGCGAUUGCCCUCGAGGACAAUGCAUUUUAGCAUCUUAUGCUAACCAUAUCAGGGGAGGCAGGGGAGGUGACACCAUCGUUAAAAAUUUAUUUAUUUUUAAAUGUAUGUAUUGAUUCUGUAUAUGAAUGUGAUUCUGUAUGAGCUGUCCAAUCACUUUUUUUUUUUUUUUACAUUUUCUUAAGUAAAAAGCGCUCAAUUUGAACAUUUUCUGAUACACGGAGUAGGCUAUGUUAGCUUAGCCUACCCUUUUAUUAUACACCAUGCAUUCUUGUGUUUUGACUGUAUUGUACGUCACUAUUUUUGUGAAACAGACUGGUGAGGUGCACUGCCUCGCCGUGGAAGGAGUAUACGUGAGCUGGUGCUUGUCGCUGCCAUCUUUUUACAAGGGAGGCCGAUCAGCUAAGAGAAAAUAAGGAGCACUUUUACAUCAUAGUAGUACAGCUAAAUACACAUUUCCAGCAGGUCUCCAAAAGUCAUAAUAAAGUAAACAAACAAGGCGAGACAGCCGGAAUAAGAAGAGAAGAUAAUAAAAUCCAAAUAAAUACAUUAAAUAAAUAACAUGGUUUUCAUUAAAAAAAAAAAUAAAUGGGAUUAAGAAGAAUUUGAGUCAGAAUUUUAACAUUUUCCGAUAUACGGAGUAGGCUAUGUUAGCUUAGCCUACCCUUUUAUUAUACACCAUGCAUUCUUGUGUUUUGACUGUAUUGUACGUCUUACAACACUAUUUUUGUGAAACAGACAGGUGGACUGUGAGGUGCACUGCCUAACCAUGGAAGGAGUAUACAUGACCUGGUGCUUGUCGCUGCCACCUUUUUACAAGGGCGGCCGAUCAGCGAAGAGAAAAUAAGGAGCACUUUUACAUCAUAGUAGUACAGCUAAAUACACAUUUCCAGCAGGUCUCCAAAAGUCAUAAUGAAGUAAAUAAACAAGAAAAUCCAAAUAAAUACAUUAAAUAAAUAAUAUAGUUUUCAUGAAAAAAAUUAAUAAAUGGGGUUAAGAAGAAUUUGAGUCAGAAUUUGAACCUCACUGCAUAUUAAUGUUGUAUUUUGCUGUACACUUACGUAUCAUUUGCAUCAGAUCACACACAAGUCAUAGUUUUAAAGUAGUCCUGUCACCGAAACAAAACAAAUGUUCACAAUGUGGGGAUAAAUAAUUGACAGGUGACAACUUGGGUUGAAGAUAUUAUUCUCGUGAAAACCUCAGUUUUUAUUCUUAUAAAGAAAACGAUAUGUUGCCUGAAACAGAUAUUUUUAGACUCUGAAUAGUGAACGGUACCGUAGCUAUUACCAUAAGUGUUCCAUGUUUCACACAGUCAUGCACUUGAAUGAGUUAUUUUCACGACUGUUGUUUAUUCACACUGCAGCCGGCUUGCUAACCUUGAUGAUACAGCAAGAAAACUUUAAAAACACUUUAAAGGAUAAUGUGUUCCAGAGGCUGCUUCACACUGGUAGUCAACAAGUAUCUCUAUCGUUCUUUUGAGAUGAGAAGUGAUCAACCGUUACAACUCUUUGACGGCUUGUGCAAAAAUGUGUGUCACAGGCUGCCAAUCAAACAGUGUGUGCUGAUUCUACCUCGACUUUACUUACUGCACAUUUCCUCCGAAACAUAUGUGACUCUAUCUUUUUGUAAUCAGCAGCUCUUUUUCAAGCUUUGUCAAGUGUAUAUACAACUGCUCUGUGAUUGGCCUGUUUAAAUACUCAGUGGAAUUACAUCUAUUACUUUUGUAAAUAAA